Messenger RNA from Neoarthrinium moseri, 1746 nucleotides. RefSeq lists its product as uncharacterized. NCBI's taxonomy places the organism in Eukaryota, Fungi, Ascomycota, Sordariomycetes, Amphisphaeriales, Apiosporaceae. The record is from RefSeq and is a predicted model, not a curated record. The transcript is spliced from 2 exons. Bases 1 to 1746 code for a protein of 581 amino acids.
AUGAAGCAUACUUCCGUGAAAGCCGCGACAUGGCAUACUGGGUCACAGAUUGAGAAUGAUGCUGCCAAUCCACUAGAACAGUCCAUUACUCGCGUCAGUGAUGCUGACAUUGCAAGUCCCGAAGUUGUCAAUGGGAAUACGUUCACUGCAUCUCUGGUGGCCGGUUUCAUGCCUCACUAUAGUUACCAUCCUCUUCCGGAUGGCUCGAUCCGACUACUUCGACUCCUACCUGACCGAGACAAAGACGCCCCAUUACGGUGUAACAUCGUGAGCUACCCUCUCCUCGAGUCAGGUUCCGGCGACCAUUCCUACGACGCCCUGUCGUAUGUUUGGGGCACUACAUCCAAGGAUUUUGUGAUUUUUAUAGAAGAUUUCCAACUAGCGAUUACAAGGAAUCUUGCUACAGCGCUUCUGAACCUUCGGGACCCCUUCAUUGAGCGAUUUAUUUGGGUAGAUGCUAUUUGCAUCCACCAGGACGAUGUGAAGGAGCGCAAUCACCAAGUGCAGUCCAUGGCAAUGAUCUACGCCCAAGCUGCUCGUGUUCUGGUUUGGCUCGGAGAGCAACAAAACGACAGCGAGAUAGCUCUCCAAGCGAUUCACCAAGCUGCUGAUGAGCAAUUCGGAGAUAUUGGCCCCACAUUUCAGGAUGCCAUUCGCAUGUUGUUGAAGAGACCAUGGUUCAAACGUAUUUGGGUACUCCAAGAAGUUGCUGCAGCUCAGAAUGUUCUAGUAAUGUGUGGAUCAAGCACCAUUGAUGGAGCUGCCUUCUGCUCCGGCUUGAACGCUUUGGGACGCCAUAUUGAGGCCCUGUCCGAUAUUGUCAGUCUUGUUCGCCCAGCAAGUUACCUCAUUAGACAUACUGUGUUCAAGCCUAAAGUCCUCUCGCGCGAGUCAGACACGUUCUCUCUUCGCAUACGCCCGCUAGGCGAACUAAUUGACAUGUAUCACACGCACGAAGCAUCCGACCGCCGUGACAAGGUCUACGCUUUACUUGGAAUGGCUUCCGUCCAUUCAAGCUCAGAUCGCUUAUCUCCAGACUAUGAGAUCGAAUGGGGAGUUCUUUUUCGCCGCCUUGUACAGCUACUGCUCAGUAAAAACGCAGACAUCACUACUUGGAACAACAAAGAUAUUGCUGUUAUAAGGGCUCAAGGCUUCGUUGUCGGCAAGGUACUGGCCGCUGUGAGUGAGAAGAAUCGGGUUGACAGGCAGAUCGUGGAUGUUUCUGCGAAGUUUUCGAGUGGUUCCUCUGACAAGACACCGAGGCUCCAUGCUUCCUGGGUAGUGCAAUCUCUGGCAAUACCAAUUCGAAAGAACGACCUCAUCUGCGUCAUCAGAGGAGCAUCGAGACCUAUCAUCAUUCGAACAUAUCAAGACUACUGUGCUGUCAUUUCCGUUGCUCUUACGCCUUUAAGUACAUUCACUGAUCACACAGAUUCGUCCUAUCAAGAUUUGGUGGAAGCCAAAGGACUCCCUAAACGAGACUUCCUACUUGUUUGGGACUGGAACAGCUCCCGUACAUCACUUGGGGAAGAAGACGAAUUCCAUACACUUGCUAAACGCCAGUUAGGAAAACGUGCAAGAGGACACAAGGCGACCAGACGGGAAAAUGUCCGGUUGCUGUGGGAGGAUGCAGGCGCUUUCAAGGAACAGCCAAAAGAAGGUCAAGAUACGGAGUCUGAACUUCGAGGACAGCUUAAUGUCUACGUUGAGAAGUUCCGCCAGGUUUGUCUCGUAUACGACAGCUAA